Messenger RNA from Cheilinus undulatus (humphead wrasse), 4441 nucleotides. It is a transcript of the gene sardh, whose product is annotated as sarcosine dehydrogenase. Gene Ontology annotation, molecular function: oxidoreductase activity; protein binding. The coding region runs from base 167 to 2917 and encodes 916 amino acids. Lineage: Eukaryota; Metazoa; Chordata; Actinopteri; Labriformes; Labridae. The record is from RefSeq and is a predicted model, not a curated record. Gene Ontology annotation, cellular component: mitochondrion. The transcript has 22 exons.
UUGUGUGACAGCUUGUGAAGCACAGCAGCACGAGCUACGCUUAAAAACGCAGACUCUCUCUCUCCGGACACCGGUUUUCGGCCAUUUUAUCCACUAAAAUAACGGAUUUUUGCACAAUUAUCGCACCGAGUGCGUUGACCCGGACAGUCUGUGACUGCAGUGGGCCAUGGCCUUCCUGGGGAGCACGGUUCGGCGGAUGGUGUCAGCAGUGCGGGCUCCACGCUCUCCCUUGUGCCGGACACCUGCUCGCUCCUGCAGCUCUGAGCCCACCAAAGAAAAAAAUGUCCCCUAUGAGAAGACACUAAAACAGCAGGAUGGAGCCUCCUCAGGACCAACUAAACCUCUACCCAGGUCAGCCGACGUGGUGGUGAUAGGAGGAGGAAGUCUGGGCUGUCAGACCAUCUACCAUUUGGCUAAAAUGGGAAUGACCAAUGCAGUUCUACUGGAGAGAGACAGACUGACUGCUGGUACCACCUGGCACACUGCAGGCCUGCUGUGGCAGCUGCGGCCCAGUGAUGUCGAGGUGGAGCUCUUGGCUCACACCAGAAAUGUGAUCAGUAAAGACCUGGAGGAGGAAACGGGCCUUCACACAGGCUGGAUCCAAAAUGGCGGGCUCUUCAUCGCCUCUAACAAGCAGAGACUGGAUGAGUACAAACGCCUCAUGUCGCUGGGUAAGGUUUACGGUAUCGAGUCCCAUGUGCUGUCACCUGCAGAGACCAAGGACUUGUAUCCUCUGAUGAACGUUGAUGAUCUGUAUGGAACCCUGUAUGUACCUAAAGAUGGCACCAUGGACCCAGCCGGCACCUGCACCACCUUGACCAGAGCUGCAUCUGCCAGGGGAGCCAUGGUGAUCGAGAACUGCCCUGUGACGGGUAUCCAGGUGAGGACAGAUGACCUCGGCAUAAAAAGAGUGAAGGCAGUGGAGACCGCUCAUGGGACCAUUGAGACGCCGUGUGUGGUGAACUGUGCAGGUGUGUGGGCCACCAAGCUGGGUGAUAUGGCUGGAGUCAAGGUGCCUCUGAUUGCGAUGCAUCAUGCGUAUGUGGUGACAGAAAGAAUUGAAGGCAUACAGAAUAUGCCGAAUGUCAGGGACCAUGAUGCCUCUGUUUACCUGCGCCUACAAGGUGACGCUCUGUCUGUAGGAGGUUAUGAACCUAACCCCAUUUUCUGGGAUGAGGUGUCUGAUAAGUUUGCCUUCAGCCUGUUUGAUCUGGACUGGGAUGUUUUCAUGCAGCAUAUCGAAGGUGCAAUCAACAGAGUUCCUAAUCUGGAGCAAACAGGCAUCAAGUCCACCGUCUGUGGACCAGAGUCCUUCACAGCGGACCAUAAGCCCCUGAUGGGAGAAGCACCAGAGGUCAGAGGUUUCUUCCUGGGCUGCGGCUUCAACAGUGCUGGUAUGAUGCUGGGAGGUGGUUGUGGCCGAGAGCUUGCUCACUGGAUCAUUCAUGGCCGUCCUGAGAAAGAUAUGUACGGCUAUGACAUCAGGCGCUUCCACAACUCGCUGACAGCCAACCAACGCUGGAUCAGAGAGAGAAGUCACGAGUCGUAUGCCAAAAAUUACUCAGUGGUUUUCCCUUUUGAUGAGCCGCUGGCUAGCCGAAACAUGAGGAAGGACCCAUUCCACAAGGUGCUGACAGAGCAGGGCUGUGUGUUCCAGGAGAGACACGGCUGGGAAAGACCUGGCUGGUUCAACAAAGACGGGCCUGCUCCUGUAAAAGAAUAUGAUUACUAUGGAGCGUAUGACAUUAAGAGGAAUGUGAACUACAAAUACAACGAGCUGUUGGGAAAAGAGUACACCUUUGACUUCCCUCCACAUCAUGAUGUGAUUAAGAGCGAGUGCCUCUCAUGUAGACACGGUGUGGCUGUGUUUGACAUGUCCUACUUUGGGAAGUUCUAUCUCACCGGACCAGAUGCCAAGAAGGCGGCUGAUUGGCUGUUUACCGCUGAUGUCAACAAGAAGCCAGGCACCACCGUGUAUACCUGCAUGUUGAAUAAGAGAGGAGGGGCGGAGGCUGACCUGACAGUGAGCAGGCUGGAGCCCGGGGCUGCCAUCCUGCCUCUGGCUCCAGAGUCCAAUGGUGAUGCAUACUACCUAGCUAUUGGUGGUGGUGUAGCUGAACACAACUGGAACCACAUCAGAACUGUUCUCACCGACCAGGGCUUCCAGUGCCAACUGACUGACCACUCUGAGGACAUGGGCAUGAUCAGCAUUCAGGGACCCAAGAGUCGGGAGGUUCUUCAGGAGGUGUUGGACACAGACCUGAGCAACGAAGCGUUUCCGUUCUCUACGCACAAAGUCGUCAACGCAGCGGGGCAUCAGGUGCGAGCCAUGCGUCUGUCAUUUGUCGGGGAGCUCGGCUGGGAGCUGCACAUUCCAAAAGACUCAUGCCUUCCUGUCUACAACGCCGUCAUGGCUGCUGGUGCAAAACACGGCAUCAUAAACUCAGGCUACAGGGCCAUUGACUCACUCAGCAUAGAGAAAGGCUACAGACAUUGGCACGCCGACCUUCGCCCUGAUGACACGCCCCUGGAGGCGGGACUAGCCUUUACCUGCAAACUGAAGAGUUCAAUCCCGUUCCAGGGCCGUGAUAGGCUCGAGAAACAAAAGGAGGAGGGUCUAAGGAGACGCAUUGUCUGCUUCACCAUUGACGAGAAAGUGCCAAUGUUUGGUCUGGAGGCCAUUUUCCGAAACGGCAUCCCUGUUGGUCACCUGCGACGUUCUGACUACGGCUUCUUUAUUGACAAAACUAUCGGUUAUGGAUACAUCUGCAACCCUGAUGGAGGAGUGGUGAGCGCUGACUUCAUAAAAAGUGGUGACUUCACCUUGGAGAGGAUGGGUGUGACGUUCAAGGCCAAGGCCCACCUUAAAUCACCAUUCGACCCUGAGAAUAAACGUGUCAAGGGCAUCUACGCUUAACAAGGACCACACAUUUAAAAACUGAUAAUGAGGAAAUGAGCUGUGGUUGGAGAAAUAGAGGUGCUGAUCCAUUUGUCUUAAUUUGACCUCUGUGAAAUGCUGAGUAACUGGAAAGGUUUUGAUUCUAGUCAUUAUAUAUCUAAUUUAACAGCAAUAGAGAGGAUAUGACAAAACUUUGUACUUAUUUUAACUUUGUAUAGGUGAUACAGAAAUCUGAAUGAAAGAAUCAAAGAGGUGCUGAUUUAAAAGUACUAAAACUGACAUUUUUUUUACUAACUGUUUAAAAAUGCUGCUGUGUGAAUUUUACAAAGAAACAAUGAAGAGAAAUUAUCUCCAAAUUUUGUAGACCUUUUAAGGUGCCUAAAGUCCCUGUGGGUGAAAUAAAAAAUGUGUCUUAACACACUAGAUAUGUUGGAAAAGUUUGCCGUAAACAUGAAAACAGUGAGAUCUAUGUGUGACCAAAUUUUGGAUCUAGACCAUUAGGAAGUUUUUUACCUCUUUCCUGGCCUGCUUUGUGCCCAUGUCACGGAUGCUAUACCCCAACCCCCUAACAUUACAACAGGAUAAAAUCACAGAGAAGUUCAUCUCAAUACAGUCUGUUGUUAGCUGAUGUUGCCUUCAUUGAAAGUUAACAGCCAGCUAUAUGCUAUGUUUUUUUUUUAAUUGUGAGGUAAAUUUACCAAAUCUAUCAGCCAUGGUGGCCUACAGGUGAAGCAUCAUAAUGAAGGGAUUUGUGCCAGAAAACAGUAAAUUGAAUCCCAGACUUCUGUCCUUCUGCUCUGGCACAGAGCCAGGCAGCUGCCCUCUGACCAUAGUUCACUAUAAGGUCAGGUGGCAGGAUAAAUGCUUGAGUGCUCGUCUAUUUUUCACUUAAACUAGAUAAAGCAAAAACAAACUUUUUACCUGCUGAAGGUGCGUUUCAAUCCAUAUUUCACUUGCCUUUAGUCCAGGAUGAUUUAAAGAAGCAGGCUGUGAUCAGACAAGUUUGUAUAAUUGGAUAGAUCUGCAUAUUGAACAAAAAAAACCCCUAGAUGUCUACAUUUUCCGCACUAUUUCUAUUCAGUAGCCCGCCGUUUUAGACUGGCAGUGUAACACAUGCAUUUUUGCCACAACACUGAAGAUUUUUAGUUUGUCUGUGCGUGAGUGACACGUUUCAUGGGCUUCCAUCAGAAGAGUAUUGAGGUCUCGCUUCUUUUUUCUGUGCACAGCAAGCAGUUAUUGGCCAGUAAAAUGAUGAAUAGAGAGCCAUAUUUACCUUGUUGUAGCAGAUAUGUACAUCCACAUUGGGAGAAUAUGUUUGAAAUCUGUUUCUUGUCGACCACAAGCUAAAAUGUGUCUGUAUGAUAAAGUUCUUCUAUUUAUGAAGCUUCCUGUUUGCUUCAAACACACUUGGCCCAUAAAUUGAAAGAGACUGUGUGUUUUGUGCAGUCAUGAAAAGUCCAGUCUGAAGUCCAGUUAACAACAGUGAUGCUAAUGCAAGUUUAACUUCCACCUUUUGCCAUGUAAAUAAAAAUGAUAACGUUA